Molecule: messenger RNA, 2255 nt
Organism: Glossina fuscipes
Lineage: Eukaryota; Metazoa; Arthropoda; Insecta; Diptera; Glossinidae
Product: zinc finger protein 181-like
Exons: 2
Coding region: 68-2242 (724 amino acids)
Biological process (GO): regulation of transcription by RNA polymerase II
Cellular component (GO): nucleus
Molecular function (GO): zinc ion binding; RNA polymerase II cis-regulatory region sequence-specific DNA binding; DNA-binding transcription activator activity, RNA polymerase II-specific
Source: RefSeq, a predicted model, not a curated record
AUAUUUAAAUAAUUUUGUAAUGUAAAGAACACAAGCAUAUUGUAUUAAAACAUUUAAUUUUAUUGCAAUGGCAUUGAAAAUGUGUAGGAUUUGUGGCGACAAUAAAGAUUUAAAAUCUAUAUUGAUGGAAGGAGAAGAACUACAAGAAAAGCUUUUAAUCUGUACUAAUAUAAAGAUAAACAUAAAUGAUUCCUUACCUAAGCACAUAUGCGUCAAAUGUGAACAAAAUCUAGAGUUUUCUUAUCGCCUGCGUAAACAAAGUGAAGCCACCGAAGAACGCUUGAGAAAGGAAUUAGAGGCAAACGUUGACCAGGCGACACAAAUAAUACCUCAAGAAAAGAAGGAACUUGAUCUAUUAGAUGAAUUUGUCCUAGAUGAAAAAGUAGAGGAAUUCAUAAAAAUCACUGAAGAAGAGAAAACCAUUGCAGCUUGUAUAUCAGAACAAUUUCAAUUACAAGAAACACACGUUAGAGAUAUACGCGAUGAAAUUGAGGAAUAUGAUACGAAAACUGAUAUUGUCGAUGAUGUCGUAAGCGAUAACUGCCGCGAAAUCUUGGAAGGAGCACGAAGAGAAGAUGUUAUCGAUUUAAUAAGUGAAUCUAGUAGUAUUGCUAAUGAUUGGAUUCCUCCUACCGAUUCCGAAACUGACAUAGUGCCUAGUAUUGAUGAUAAAGAAUCAAUGUUCAUCUGUCUUAUUUGUGGUCUCACAUGCCACUUCCGUUCGAAUUACAACAAUCACCUCAAGACGCAUCUUUCGUGUGAUAAGAUUAAUGGUAUAAAAAAGAGGCAUAAAUGCCCUCAUUGCGAUAGCUCUUACUCUCACCGCGCAAGUCUCAACCGUCAUACCCGUACACUUCAUCAUGACUUAAAAACUUACACGUGUCCAAUAUGUAAAGAUAAUUUUGCUGAACCAGAUGGUUACAAAAAUCAUAUUAUUUCUUAUUCCAAAGACAUUUCGCGCGAUGGGAAGCGUUUGUGCACUGAUGCGCGUAUCAAAGAAAAGCCAUAUGCCUGCACAAACUGUAAUAAAACCUUUUCUACCACAGGCGCUCUCUUGAAUCAUCAGCGAAAUCACACUUCAUUAAGGCAAUAUCAAUGCGAUCUUUGUUUGCAAGGAUUCGUAGAGCUUUCCGAUAUGAAGAAGCAUAAAUUGGCACACGACAGCAAUGGUCCAUUGUUUUGUCAAAUAUGUCGCAUGGGCUUCAUUGAGAAAGGUAAUUUGAGACGACACAUGCGUAAACAUGUCAAUAAAAUGCCAUUCGCAUGCGCUCUAUGCUCGCAACAAUUUUAUACACUUUUAUCAUUGACAAAACAUAGUACUAAAGUGCAUGGACGUUCGGUGCCAUAUAACAAUAAAGAAUAUAAUAAUAUUAAUGAUCUUAGUAAUACUGAAGAAUACAAUAUUAGUAAUACAGAUAUUCAUAACGGCAGCAAAGAAUCUUCGGAAACUGAUGAUGCGUCUGAGACUAUAGACAAUUCACAGAUUGAAGAGAAUGCAAUAUUGAUUCAGAAUGGUUUUGAGAGUAAUAUCAUUAGUAGUAGAAUAUAUUCUUUAGAUUGCAUUAGCAGCGAGAAUAAGCGAAUUUUAGACGCUGAACAUAAUCGACAGAAUAAAGAAUCGAUUCAGAAUGGAUUUAAUAAUAGCGAGUUUAUUUGUGGUGAAAUGUACUCUUUAGAUGGUAGUGGCAGCGAAAAUGCUAAAAUCGUUUCCGAAACUUUAGAUUCAGAGCAUAUUACGCAAACGGAAGAAUCAGUCGAAAAUGCUUUUGUUAAUGACGUUCAGAUUAGUGGCAGAAUAUAUUCUUUAGAUUCUGUCGGAAGUGAUAAUAUUGAACAUGUUUCUGAAACUUUAGAUGCUGAACGUACUGAACAUAAUGAACAAUCGAUCCGAAAUGAUUCCGAUAAUAAUAUUCUUAUUAGCAGUAAAAUAUAUUCUUUGGAUUCUCCCAGCAGUGAGAAUACUUUGAGCGCAUCUGAAAUUUCAGAUAAUCAACAUAUUGAACAGAGGGAAUCAUCGAUUCCAGACGGCUAUGAUAACAUCCUUAUUAGUAGUGUCUAUUCUUUCAAUUCCGCUACCAAUCAUAACGUACAAGACUUUCUCGUAAUCGAGUCUUCGAAUUCAAAUGCAUCGGUAAUUGAUAUCACCAACGAUAUAGAAGAUGAGCCUGCAAGCCAAACAAGAACAGAACAAGUUAGUACUGGAGAUAUGCACUUUCAUGGGCUUCUUACUAGGAGUACAUAGUAAGCAUUUAUUA